CGAAACGAAACACAACGCAUGGCUCACCACCAUCACCAUGGACGACACGGUCAUCAUCACCAUCAUCAUGUAAAUCAUCACGUAGGAGGAGGAAUAGUUAUUGGAAACAGAAGAACUAAACCACUUGCCACAAUUAUCUCAGGAGUUGUUUCCAUCUUGAUUGGUAUUGCUCUAGGAAUUGCUGCGAUUGCCGUUGGUGCAUUGUAUGCAGCAUGUCUUGCUGUGACAACCAAUUCCAGCACAUCAUGCUCUGGAAUUACCACUCCAAUUGUUUUGGGUGUUAUUGGCAUUGUAUUGAUCAUUGCUGGAAUUUCGUCCGUCAUUGCAGGUAUUCGAAUGUUCAUUAUCAUGAAGAAUAUCGCAGAUGGUAUGUCAAGAAGUGAUUUGGCAGCUGCCACAACUGUCACCACUCCAAUCCCAGUUGCAACCACAACUGUUCAAUCAACCACGACAACAGUUGGCCAAAUGCAACCAAAUUUGGCAGUUCAACAACCAGGUGGUUACACUUCAACUCCUUAUUAUUCAAAUCAAACACAACCACCAGUAGUAGGUCAACAACAACCUUAUUACAAUCCAUCAUCAGAGGUUUAUGGUCAACCAGGUUAUGGUCAACCGUAUAAUCCAAAUCAAACAGCUCAACCUUAUAAUCCUAAUCAAAGCUAUGGACAACCACAAGGUGGUUAUGGUCAACCAUAUCCUACUGCUAAUCAAGGAUAUGGUCAACCAGGAGUUGUGGAUCCACAACCUAAUUAUUAUGCCCAACCAAAUCAACCUUACGGAGCUGAUAAUAAAGUUUAAUUUAUUCG
Messenger RNA from Naegleria gruberi, 806 nucleotides. RefSeq lists its product as uncharacterized. The transcript has 2 exons. NCBI's taxonomy places the organism in Eukaryota, Heterolobosea, Eutetramitea, Acrasida, Naegleriidae. The coding region runs from base 19 to 798 and encodes 259 amino acids. The record is from RefSeq and is a predicted model, not a curated record.